This is a messenger RNA of Peronospora farinosa, 1059 nucleotides long. NCBI's taxonomy places the organism in Eukaryota, Oomycota, Peronosporomycetes, Peronosporales, Peronosporaceae. The record is from the annotation of a GenBank genome assembly.
AUGGCGGAAUUGGCGUUUCAGAGUCAAAUGCACUUCGCUUGCUUCUACGCGUACGUAAAGUUGAAAGAACAGGAGGUGCGCAACUUGGUGUGGAUCUGCGAAUGCAUCAAUCGUGUGACUGCUUUCAUGCAGCCCUUGGUGACUAGACGCUCGUUUUCCACGAUACCGAUCUUUAAUCGAGGAACCAAGAGGCAACAGCGGAACAACAUCGCGCUUUUGGACAAUAGUAACGAGUACGAGUAUCUUCAGGACGAGGUCGCUCGUCGCCUCGUCGAUCGCUUGGAGGAUAUUGAGCGCGAGUUCCCAUUGGCACUGGACUUGGGGUGUGGCAGUGGCCACCUAUACAAGAACCUGAGCAUCGACCACGGGCUAGGAGGCAUCAAGAAGCUGGUCCAGUGCGACUCGGCGGAGAAAUUGCUUCUACGCGACAACUUGGAGACGAACACCUUGCUGGAGACAACACGUCUGGUAGCAGAUGAGGAGUUCCUUCCAUUCCCGAGCCGCCACUUUGACUUGGUAAUGAGCUCACUAAGUUUGCACUGGGUGAACGAUCUUGAAAGCACGUUUCACCAGGUGCUAGACACGCUGAAGCCCGAUGGUGCAUUCAUUGGUGCGGUGCUGGGAGGAGACUCAUUGCAGGAACUGCGGAGUGCCUUUAUCCUUGGCGACCAAGAGCGUCAAGGCGGCAUUUCCCCCCACAUCUCUCCAUUCAUGAACGUCGCUAAUGCUGGCAACCUCUUGUCGGCUACGGGGUUUAACUUGUGCACUGUGGAUACGGACUUUAUCCAAGUGGACUAUCCAAAUGCCUUUGUAUUAAUGGAGCAUCUACGUGGCAUGGGUGAAAAUCACGCCAUAAACUCGCGAGGAGCUCCUGCCACGCGAGACUCGCUGCUUGCGGCUGCCUCAAUCUAUCAAUCCAUGUUCGGCCAAUCGGACGGCACGGUACCUGCUACGUUUCAGGUUAUCUACCUCAUUGGUUGGUCUCCACAUGAAUCGCAGCAGAAGCCACUGCGUCGUGGCUCAGCACAACACUCGCUCAAGGAGCUCAGCCAUGGGUGA